AUGGCCACCAACAUCACCUACCACGCCAGCGGCCUCACCCGCACCGAGCGCAACACCCUCCGCUCCCAGCGCGGCCUCACAAUCUGGCUGACCGGCCUCUCCGCCUCGGGCAAAUCCACACUCGCCGUCGAACUCGAGCACCAACUCGUCCGCGACCGUGGCGUGCACGCCUACCGCCUAGACGGCGACAACAUCCGGUUCGGACUCAACAAGGACCUGGGAUUCAGCGAAGCCGACCGGAACGAGAACAUCCGACGGAUCGCCGAAGUGGCGAAGCUGUUUGCCGAUUCGUCCGCUAUCGCCAUCACUUCUUUCAUCUCGCCGUACCGCAAGGACCGCGACACCGCGAGACAGUUGCAUGAGGUGCCCACGCCCGGAGAGGAGACGGGUCUGCCGUUCGUUGAGGUGUACGUUGAUGUGCCUGUCGAGGUGGCGGAGCAGCGGGACCCUAAGGGGUUGUAUAAGAAGGCUAGGGAGGGUGUGAUUAAGGAGUUUACGGGCAUUAGUGCCCCGUAUGAGGCGCCGGUUAAGCCCGAGGUCCAUGUCAAGAAUCAUGAGGUGCCCGUGCAGGAGGCCGUUGCGCAGAUUAUUCGGUAUUUGGAUGAGCAGGGGUAUUUGCCUGCUAAGAAGGAGUAG
Aspergillus tubingensis is the source of this 636-nucleotide messenger RNA. RefSeq names its product adenylyl-sulfate kinase. Gene Ontology annotation, molecular function: adenylylsulfate kinase activity; ATP binding. The record is from RefSeq and is a predicted model, not a curated record. The transcript has 2 exons. Gene Ontology annotation, biological process: sulfate assimilation. NCBI's taxonomy places the organism in Eukaryota, Fungi, Ascomycota, Eurotiomycetes, Eurotiales, Aspergillaceae. The coding region runs from base 1 to 636 and encodes 211 amino acids.